AUGGAGAAGAACAACAGCAAAGUCUGCUGGAUUUGUGAUAAGUGGUUCUCCAGUGGGAAAGCCUUUGGAGGCCACAUGAGAUCUCACUACGUCAAAUUGCCGAUUCCUCCAAAGCUUGAAACUAACAAUCAAGUACAAGAUGAUUCAGCCAAUUCAACUCAGCAUCCCAUUCAAUCUGCUUCCUCACUGAAUUUCGGAUCUAUGAAACGCAACUCGUCUGACAUCUCUGCAAGCUCAAACAGAGAAAACAAAUCUAAGUCCUACCCACAAAACCCAACCCCCAAAAGAUCUAAAUGCCUCCGCGAAAAAAAUGCAGCGGCCGAUACAAAAUCCCAGUCAGAACAAACAAGUCCAAUAAGUGAAACUAAAAUUCCUCGGGGUGCUUGGAUAGUGUGGGAUUUUUACAAAUUAGCACAGCAAGAGGAAGAGGCAAAGGCACAAAAAAUAAAGGAAAUCAACGAAAUGAAGGCAAAAGACAGUGGAAGCGGGAGACAUGACUUGCUUGCUCAAGCUGACUCCCAAACCAGGUUCAAGUGUGAGAGGUGUGGAAAAGUGCUCAGAUCUUUUCAAGCACUUGGUGGGCACAAAGCACACUGCAGAAUUGAGAAAGAUGGUGACUUUAUUGAUCAGAAACCUUUUCAAUGCCCAUACUGCAACAGAAUGUUCAAGAAUGCUCAAGCACUUGGGGGACACAGGAGGGUACACUUUUCCGUUGCUAAUGAGUUUUGA
This is a messenger RNA of Lathyrus sativus (Indian pea), 729 nucleotides long. Lineage: Eukaryota; Viridiplantae; Streptophyta; Magnoliopsida; Fabales; Fabaceae. The record is from the annotation of a GenBank genome assembly.